Messenger RNA from Coffea arabica (coffee), 2118 nucleotides. RefSeq names its product DNA-(apurinic or apyrimidinic site) endonuclease, chloroplastic. Lineage: Eukaryota; Viridiplantae; Streptophyta; Magnoliopsida; Gentianales; Rubiaceae. Gene Ontology annotation, cellular component: nucleus. Gene Ontology annotation, biological process: base-excision repair. The record is from RefSeq and is a predicted model, not a curated record. Gene Ontology annotation, molecular function: phosphoric diester hydrolase activity; DNA binding; endonuclease activity.
UGGCCUUGUUUUUCUUGGAACUCUCCAAAGGCUGUUUUGCAGUGAGUGCAAGGAAUAGUAAAUUUGUGGGCUUGGCUUCUUUGAGAUUGUCAGCAAUGGGGUCUAAAAAUGCACGUCAUUCUAAAUCCUCAGCAUCAUCAUCCUCGCCUUUAUCAUCACCUGCAGCCAAAUUGGGUGAACCUGAAAGUUCUCCUAAGGGUGGCAUAAGUCUAGAUGAGAUUCUUGAAAUUGAUUUGGAUAAAGUAGAGAAAAUGACAGUCCAGCAACUCCGAGUUAAACUAAGGAGUGUUGGAAUUCCAGCCAAAGGUUCCAAGAAUGAACUUGUCUCUGCCUGGAAGGAGUUCGUUAAAAGCAAAACAGAUGGCACAGGUUAUUUGGAGCUAGAUGAUCAUGAAUCUUCUCGAAAGAAGUCCAAUGAAAGCAAUUCUCAAAAAGCUGGAAGUUUGCCUUGCAGAGAACAUGUUAUGACUAGAAGCUCUGGAACUAAACGAACUAAGAGAAAGGUAGAAGAAAGCCUUAUCGGCCAUAACAAAGUUGAAAUCAACAGAAUGGGAUCGAGUGCACAAGAUGAGCAAUCUAUUGAGUAUCCUGAGCCAAUAGCUAAGAGAUCAAUUACGACAAAGAGAAAGGUCUCAUCAGAAGUCAUCAAUAUGAGUUCUGAAGCAUCCAAUUCUGUUCAUUCCUCUGGAGAACCUUGGACAAUUCUCACUCAUAAGAAGCCCCAAAAAGGGUGGGUUGCAUACAAUCCCAAAAUCAUGCGGCCUCCUCCUCUUGCUGGUGACAUUAAGCAUGUUAAGCUAAUGUCCUGGAAUGUAAACGGUUUGAGAGCUCUAUUAAAGUUGGAGAGCUUGUCUGCACUGCAACUGGCUAGAAGAGAAGAUUUUGAUGUUCUGUGCUUGCAAGAGACAAAACUUCAGGAGAAAGAUGUUGAGGCAAUCAGGCAUACUCUUCUUGAAGAUUAUGACCAUAGCUUUUGGACGUGUAGCGUCUCGAAACUUGGGUAUUCUGGGACUGCAAUCAUUUCACGGAUGAAACCACUUUCUGUCAGAUAUGGUCUGGGCAUCUCAGAUCACGACACUGAAGGACGCCUUGUGACAGCAGAAUUUGACAACUUCUAUUUGUUGAGUGGAUACGUGCCUAAUUCUGGUGAUGGUCUGAAGCGACUGUCAUACAGAAUAACCGAGUGGGAUCCGUGUCUUGGUAACUACUUGAAAGAACUAGAAAAAUAUAAGCCUGUCAUAUUGACUGGUGAUUUGAAUUGUGCUCAUCAAGAGAUUGACAUUCAUGAUCCUGCUGGAAAUAAAAGAAGUGCUGGGUUCACAGUUGAAGAAAGACAAUCAUUUGAGACAAACUUCUUAAAUAAGGGCUUCGUGGAUACCUUCAGGAGGCAGCAUCCUGGUGUUGUUGGCUAUACUUAUUGGGGGUAUAGACAUGGUGGACGGAAGGCUAAUAAAGGAUGGCGGCUGGAUUACUUCCUUGUCUCAGACUGUAUCGCGGACAAGGUUCACGACUCGUACAUUCUCCCAGAUGUUACAGGCAGUGAUCACUGUCCAAUUGGUCUCAUUCUUAAGCUCUAGGCCUAGCACUGUCCUUGGCCAAUUCCUACCAGCAUUCAUAAUCGGUACAUAUACGGUGGUUAAAAUGCAGCAUCAAGAGCGAAGUGGCAGGAAAUUCAUGAGGCAGAAUGAAGUGCUUUUGUGAACAAGUGAAUAUGCUGUAGCUGGUACUUGAAAGAGUGCUCGAUGAUUUGCACAACAAUUUGAAGAACCUAGGAGGAUUUCAAGUUGGUUUUAAUUUCACUCAAUAAUUUGCUCAAUCAUGCUAGCCGAAUGAUGACUGUCUGACUGACUCUGUAAUUGCACCUGGCGCAAAUAUGUAUAGUAUUUCCAGGGUUUUCUUAGUCUAAUUGCCUUUUGAUGUGACCACACAGUGCCUUAAUCCUUCUCAGGAUGUUAACAUAUACUAAGUUUUUGUGCUAGAAAUAGCAGCUGUCACCAAGCCUGUUACUACUUUGUCAGACCUUUGGUUAUAACCAAAAACAGGUUGGCUUCCAGCUUAAGAGUAAGCAUUCUCAAGGGUCAAUGCCUUUUGACAAUGUCAACUCCUUAACCCAAGCAA